Lactuca virosa is the source of this 2160-nucleotide messenger RNA. The record is from the annotation of a GenBank genome assembly. Lineage: Eukaryota; Viridiplantae; Streptophyta; Magnoliopsida; Asterales; Asteraceae.
GUAAUUUUGACCGAAACCCUUUUCUACAAGGCGCAAACGAAUACCAGGUUUUAUGAGUUUGUCAGCACGAAAGAGAAGACCCCAAAAACCAGCCGCCUCACUAAUCAAAAUUCUGCACCUCUGAUUCUGUCGAUGGCUGGAGGUGCUUCUGCUCUCAAUUCCAACUCCACCACCACCAUUCGAAUCGUUGUUGCCGGUGACCGCGGCACCGGUAAGUCAAGCCUGAUUGUCACUGCUGCUGCUGAAGCUUUCCCCGCCAAUGUCCCUCCCGUUUUGCCUCCUACUCGGUUGCCGGAGGAUAUGUUUCCCGACCGUGUCCCCGUCAACGUCAUUGAUACGUCUGCUAGUAUGGAGAAUAGAGGCAGACUUGCUGAGGAACUGAAGAGUGCAGAUGCGGUUGUUCUUACUUAUGCCUGUGAUAAGCCCUCUACUCUUGAUCGAUUGAGUACAUUUUGGCUUCCUGAACUUCGAAGAUUAGAGGUAAAGGUACCUGUUAUAGUGGUAGGGUGUAAGCUGGAUUUAAGGGAUGAACAAGCUGUUAGUUUAGAGCAAGUGAUGUCACCAAUAAUGCAACAAUUUCGGGAGAUUGAAACUUGUAUUGAAUGCUCAGCUUUCAAACAUAUUCAGCUUCCAGAGGUAUUUUACUAUGCACAGAAAGCUGUGCUUCAUCCAACAGCUCCUCUAUUUGAUCAAGAAGCACAAACCCUAAAACCACGUUGUGUCAGGGCUUUAAAGCGAAUCUUUAUACUCUGUGAUAAUGAUAGAGAUGGUGCUCUAAGUGAUGCAGAGUUGAAUGAUUUCCAGGUGAAAUGUUUUAAUGCUCCCUUACAACCUUCGGAAAUAGUAGGUGUAAAGAGAGUUGUACAAGAUAAGCUGUCUGAAGGAGUCAAUGAAAAUGGUCUCACUUUGACAGGCUUCCUUUUUCUUCAUGCUUUAUUUAUUGAAAAAGGCAGAUUGGAAACAACAUGGACUGUUUUAAGGAAAUUUGGAUACAAUAAUGAUAUAAGGCUUUCUGAUGAUCAACUUCUUCCUCCUAUUACAAGAUCCCCUGAUCAGAGCAUUGAGCUGACAAGUGAAGCUGUUGAGUUUCUCAGAGGAGUUUUUUCCUUGUUUGAUAUUGAUGGUGAUGGGGCUCUUAACGAACUUGAGCUGGAAGAUCUUUUUUCUACAGCACCCGAAAAUCCAUGGAGUGAAGCACCAUAUGCAAAUGCAGCUGAGAAGAAUGCAUUGGAAAGACUCUCACUUGAUGGCUUCUUGUCACAGUGGGCUCUUAUGACACUUCUAGAUCCAAUCCGUAGUGUGGAGAAUCUCAUAUACAUCGGGUAUGCAGAUGACCCUUCAUCUGCAAUCCGUGUUACAAGGAAAAGACGUGUAGAUCGCAAUAAGAAACACUCAGACAGAAAUGUUUUCCAGUGCUUUGUUUUUGGACCAAAAGAGUCUGGAAAGUCUUCAUUGUUGAAUUCUUUUGUUGGAAGGCCAUUUGUUGAAGGUUAUACACCAACCAUUGAGGAAAGAUAUGCAGUUAAUGUUGUUGAUCAGCCUGAUGGAACAAAGAAAACCUUGAUAUUGCGAGAGAUACCUGAAGAUGCAAUUGAGAAGUUGCUAUUGAAUAAGGAUGCUUUGGCAGCAUGUGACAUAGCUGUUUUUGUUCAUGACAGUUCUAAGGAGUCUUCAUGGAUAAGAGCAACUGAAUUGCUUGUGGAAAUUGCCAGCCAUGGGGAAUCUACUGGCUAUGAGGUUCCUUGUCUGAUUGUUGCAGCAAAAGACGAUUUUGACCCUUACCCAACAGCAAUACAAGACUCAACAAGGGUUAGUCAGGAUAUGGGAAUAGAGGCUCCUAUACCUAUAAGCACAAAAUUGGGAGAUUUCAAUAAUAUAUUUGGAAGAAUUAUGAGAGCUGCAGAGCAUCCACAUUUGAGCAUCCCUGAAACUGAAGCUGGGAAAACUCGAAAACAUUAUCACAGGCUUCUUAACCGCUCUCUAAUGGUUGUUUCAGUGGGGGCCGCAGUUGCUGUUGUGGGGCUUGCUGCAUACCGAGUUAACAGUAAAGAUCUUUUAGACACUCCUGAACUUCAAAAGACAAGGCGUUGCAAACUUUCAAAACCGGAUCCAAUUGAUCUCUUUCACAAUCUUAUAAUAAGCAUCUGGAUUCACAUCUAA